Messenger RNA from Cyprinodon variegatus (sheepshead minnow), 2378 nucleotides. It is a transcript of the gene tbxas1, whose product is annotated as thromboxane A synthase 1. The record is from RefSeq and is a predicted model, not a curated record. NCBI's taxonomy places the organism in Eukaryota, Metazoa, Chordata, Actinopteri, Cyprinodontiformes, Cyprinodontidae. Gene Ontology annotation, molecular function: iron ion binding; oxidoreductase activity, acting on paired donors, with incorporation or reduction of molecular oxygen; steroid hydroxylase activity. The transcript is spliced from 14 exons. Bases 154 to 1836 code for a protein of 560 amino acids.
CAGAUGGCGGCAGAAGAGAGCAAUGCUUCCUAUGAGCUACCAACUCAUAGGAAGAAGAAGAGCGCGGAUGUUUGGUAAUGUUUACACUGCGAGCUGAGGACACAGCAGAAACCCUUCAUGAUUUGGUGGAAAAUAGAGUAGCUCUGUGCAACCAUGGAGGCUGUUGGUGACUUUCUGAAUGUCCUCAACAUUGAGGUCAGCAGAACAACGGUGACCGUCACCCUUUUCAUCAUUUUUCUGGGUCUCCUCUACUGGUAUUCAACCUAUCCAUUUUCAGUCCUCUCCCGGUGUGGAAUCAAACACCCAAAGCCAGUGCCUUUCUUUGGCAACAUAUUCUACUUCCGUGAGGGUUUUUUCAGACCUCUCACUGAACUUAUUAAAACACACGGUAGAGUAUGUGGGUAUUACUUGGGCCGCCGGCCUGUGGUGGUGGUAGCAGAUCCUGACAUGCUCAGAUCAGUGAUGGUCAGGGAUUUCAGCAGCUUCCCAAACAGAAUGCAAUUCAAGUUUGCCACAAAACCCAUGACUGACUGUCUGCUCAUGCUGAGGAACGAACAGUGGAAGAGGGUCCGGAGCAUCCUGACCCCAUCCUUCAGCGCUGCCAAGAUGAAAGAAAUGGUUCCACUGAUCAACACAGCUGCUGAGGCACUGAUGAGGAACCUGCAAGUCCAUGCUGACUCAGGGGAAGCGUUUGACAUCCACAGGUGUUUUGGCUGUUUUACCAUGGAUGUUAUAGCCAGCGUUGCAUUCGGCACUCAGGUGGACUCACAGAACAACCCAGAUGAUCCAUUUGUCCACCACGCUCAGAUGUUCUUCUCCUUUUCUUUCUUCAGGCCUAUCAUGUUAGUUUUCAUGGCUUUUCCCCACAUCUUUGCUCCCAUUGCCAGAUUCCUCCCAAACAAAAGGCGCGACCAGAUGAACGGGUUCUUCACCAGCAUCAUCCAGAAAAUCAUAAAGCAGAGAGAAGAACAGCCUCCCAGUCAGAGGCGUAGGGACUUCCUCCAGCUGAUGUUGGACGCUCGGUCCGGCAAAGAGGCCGUCUCUUUGGAACAUUUCGAUACAGCAAACCACUCUGACGAGUUGGAUCACAGGACCCAGUCAUCCGCACCGGAUGGGGAAAAUGGAUCUCCUCCCCAACCGGAGUCACCUGUGAAGCGUCCACAAAGAAAAAUGAUGAGUGAGGAUGAGGUAGUCGGCCAAGCCUUCGUCUUCCUUCUGGCCGGGUAUGAGACCAGCAGCAACACGUUAGCCUUCACCUGCUACCUGCUUGCCCUCAACCCUGAAUGUCAGUGCAAAGUUCAGGAGGAGGUGGACGAUUUCUUCACCAGACAUGAUUCUCCAGAUUAUUCAAAUGUGCAGGAAUUGAAGUAUUUGGACAUGGUUGUUUGUGAAGCACUGCGGCUUUACCCCCCUGGCUUCAGGUUUGCUCGAGAAAUAGACCAUGACUGCGUGGUGAACGGGCAGUUUCUCCCCAAAGGAGCCACGUUGGAGAUCCCAGCAGGAUUCCUGCACUAUGACCCAGAUCACUGGCCCGAGCCAGACAAGUUCAUCCCUGAGAGGUUUACACCAGAGGCUAAGGCGAGUCGGCAUCCAUUUGUGUACCUGCCGUUUGGGGCUGGACCACGUAACUGUGUGGGAAUGAGGCUGGCCCAGUUGGAAAUCCGAAUGGCUUUGGUCCAUUUGUUCCACAAGUUCAGCAUCGAGGCCUGUUCUGAGACCAAGGUUCCUCUCGACCUGAAAUCCUCCAGCACCCUGGGACCCAAAGACGGCAUAUAUGUGAAAAUCACAAAAAGAAGCAGCGGACAUGGACUUAAACACUCUGCAUCAAAUGAUUAGAAACCCACCUGCAAUUCUGAGGGUUAACAGCAGUAGUAGUCCCUGCUUCACUGGGAGCAGGGGAACUUAAUGCUGUAUUUCUGCAGUCUGAGAUCAUACCUCUUGAUUUACACUGUUACUUGUAGUUUGCAAAUCCUAAUUGUUUUGCUCUUAAUGUGAACUGAUUCAAAUACUGUGUUGUUGUUCGACAUGAAGAUGGGUUUGCGACCUAAGUUCAGAUGGAUUCAGAUGGAUAUACAUUUGAUAGUUCCUGCUUUAGAAAUAAGGGUUGCUGCACAAAACUGGUUGCAGAAUUAAAAUGAUAUGGAAAAAUCAAAGUAGCAUCUUUUAAAGGUGCCUUCCAGAUUAUUUGUAUUAUAAGGAAUAAUUCUUUAAAGGCCUCUUGGUUCUGAACAGGAUCUACUGGAUGACUGCGAAACCUACUAAGUGGCUCACAUUAACUCCUAAGCUAACUACCAGCUCUUCCUAACCUUUAAGUAAACCAAUUAUUCCAGCAAUGCAUGAUUUUUUUUUAAUCUAGAAGAAAACAUUUAACACUUUUU